Messenger RNA from Budorcas taxicolor (takin), 3395 nucleotides. RefSeq names its product mannose phosphate isomerase (gene MPI). The transcript has 8 exons. Gene Ontology annotation, molecular function: mannose-6-phosphate isomerase activity; zinc ion binding. Gene Ontology annotation, cellular component: cytosol. The record is from RefSeq and is a predicted model, not a curated record. Bases 48 to 1319 code for a protein of 423 amino acids. NCBI's taxonomy places the organism in Eukaryota, Metazoa, Chordata, Mammalia, Artiodactyla, Bovidae. Gene Ontology annotation, biological process: GDP-mannose biosynthetic process; carbohydrate metabolic process.
UGCCGGGAAAGAUAUACGUGCUAGAAGACCGGUCCGAGGCCUCGAGGAUGGCCGCUCAGCGAGUAUUCCCACUUUCCUGUGUGGUGCAGCAAUAUGCCUGGGGAAAGCUGGGUUCCAACAGUGAAGUGGCCCGGCUGCUGGCCAGCAGUGACCCCCUGGCCCGGAUCUCAGAGGACAAACCGUAUGCAGAGCUGUGGAUGGGGACCCACCCCCGGGGUGAUGCCAAGAUCCUCGACAACCGCAUCUCACAGAAGACCCUAGGCCAGUGGAUUGCUGAUAAUCAGGACAGCUUGGGUUCGAAGGUCAAGGACACCUUUAAUGGCAAACUGCCCUUCCUCUUCAAAGUGCUUUCAGUUGAAACGGCCCUGUCCAUCCAGGCACACCCGAACAAGGAGCUGGCAGAGAAGCUGCACCUCCAGGCUCCACAGCACUACCCCGAUGCCAACCAUAAGCCAGAGAUGGCAAUUGCCCUCACCCCCUUCCAGGGCUUAUGCGGCUUCCGGCCAGUUGAGGAAAUUGUGACCUUUCUAACAAAGGUGCCGGAAUUCCAGUUUCUAAUUGGAGACGACGCAGCAGCGCAGCUGAAGCAGAGCCUGAGCCAGGACUCCGAGGCUGUGACUUCUGCUCUGCGGAGCUGUUUCUCCCACCUGAUGAAGAGCGAGAAGAAGGUGGUGGUGGAGCAGCUGAACCUGUUGGUGAAGCGGAUCUCGCAGCAAGUGGCUGCUGGAAACAGCAUGGAGGACAUCUGUGGGGAGCUCCUGCUGCAGCUGCACCAGCAGUACCCGGGUGAUAUCGGAUGCUUUGCCAUCUACUUCCUGAAUCUGCUUACCCUGAAGCCGGGGGAGGCCAUGUUUCUGGAGGCCAACGUGCCCCAUGCCUACCUGAAAGGAGACUGCGUGGAGUGCAUGGCAUGUUCAGAUAACACAGUGCGUGCUGGCCUGACACCCAAGUUCAUCGAUGUGCCAACUCUGUGUGAAAUGCUCAGCUACACCCCCAGCCCCAGCCAGGACAGGCUCUUCCCUCCAGCACGGAGCCCAGAAGACCCCUACCUCUCCGUCUACAAUCCCCCUGUGCCAGACUUCACCGUUAUGAAGGUGGAGGUACCUGGCUCUGUCCCUGAAUACAGGGUCUUGGCCCUGGACUCUGCCAGCAUCCUCCUGGUGGUGCAGGGGACAGUGACAGCCAGCAGCCCCACAGCCCAGGCAACAAUCCCCCUGAAACGUGGCGGGGUGCUCUUCAUUGGGGCCAAUGAGAGUGUCUCACUGAAGCUCACUGUGCCUGAGGACCUGCUGAUGUUCCGUGCCUGCUGCCUGCUAUAGAGGCCACAGCCUUCCUGGCUCUCCUGUGCUAGUCACCCUACAUCCUGGCCAGCCUCACCUCCGCAGACCCAGCCCAGAUCCCUUCCCUGCUCUGGGCUCUUUGAGUACACCCUGAAAGACUGGGGGAGAAAAGCUUGAAGGUGGUGACUCCUGAGCAGGCCGAGGCUGAACCGUCUUCUUCCUGGUAGGAGGGGCCCAUGUGAGGACUGAGAGCUGAUACUCCCCUUGGAUCUCGCCACACUGGAGCCAGGCUCUCCUCAGAGCUCAAGAACAGCAGCCCUGUCCCAGCCUAUGGCAUUAGGCAGACUAGUGAGAUCUAGGAUUAGCUCAGCAGCAGUCACAGCAAGAUAGGUAAUUAAUCUGUAAGAAUAUAGGGUUCUGCAGUGCAGAGGGAAAAGGGUAGCCCUGUGGCCUGAUGGCCGCUCUGUUAAAGUAAUUAAAGAUCACUUGUUUGAGGUCUGUGGGCUAAAGAGCACUCAGCCUUUGGCAUUUCAGUCCCUGAAGUGGGCUGAAGGAGCCCUCCCUGGAUGUUGUCCAGUUUUUGCUUUAUUCAGGUUUCAGACAGCUCCCUGAGGUAGGCAGAGGCUUCUAUGGGACAGGUAGCCCACUGUAGCCUCAGUGGCAGAGCUUGCAGGCAGGCCUCAGACCACCUAGCCUUGCAUACAGUGGAAGGUGUGUCUAAAAAAAGGAACUGUCGGUGCAGGAUUCUUCUCUCCAAUGUUUUAGUUGGCUUUAGGGCGAGACAGGGAACCCUGGUGUGCUGCAGUCCAUGGGGUCACAGAGUCAGACACGACUGAGCAACUGAACUGCACUGAACUGAGGGCAAGGGCUGGGCUUCCUUAGUAGCUCAGCUGGUAAAGAAUCUACCUAUAAUGCAGGAGACCCCCGGUUCGAUUCUGGAUUGGGAAGAUCCCCUAAAGAAGGGAUAGGAUAGGCUACCCACUCCAGUAUUCUUGGGCUUCCCUGGUGGCUCAGACAGUAAAGACUCCGCCUGUGAUGUGGGAGACCUGGGUUCAAUCCCUGGGUUGGGAAUAUCUGUUGGAGGAGGGCAUGACAACCCACUCCAGUAUUGCCUGGAGUAUCCCCAUGGAGAGAAGAAUCUAGCAGGCUGCAGUCCAUGGGUCGCAAAGAGUCAGACAUGAGUGAGCGACUAAGCAUAGCAUAGGGCAGGAUCACACACUAAGAUCAGCAGCCUGAAUCUGGCCACGCCCUUUCUUUGCAUACCAUUCAGCUGCUUUUCAGGCUACAAUGGCAAAGCUGAGUCGGUGCACCAGACUGUAUGGCCCGCAAAGCCAAAAGUACUCACUGGUCCUUCACAGAGAAAGGUUGCCAACCACUUGAGAGCACGUUCAGUCACUGCAGAAGUGGGGACUGAAGGACAGGACAGUCCAGCUUGUGUUGUGAAGAGAAACCUAGUUCCUUUUUUCCUUCGAUGGCAGGAAGAACCUACACGGGCACCUACUGUCCCUGUGCUUACCCUCUAGAGGUGGGACACCCUCUGCAGGAGGUUGUAUAGCUGUGUUUUGCCACUGUGGUUUCUGACUGGCAGUCUUAGCUCCUGUCAUCCCAGACUAAGCAGACACCCAGGCUAGUGGCUCCUUCCUGUUGGUAAGGGAUUAGUCUCACACAAAAGCAUCUUUCUGGGCCAUUGCCCACAUUGCUGCUACUGCUAAGUCGCUUCAGUCGUGUCCGACUCUGUGCGACUUCAUAGACGGCAGCCAACCAGGCUCCUCUGUCCCUGGGAUUCUCCAGGCAAGAAUACUAGAGUGGGUUGCCAUUUCCUUCUCCAAUGCAUGCAUGCAUGCUAAGUCGCUUCAGUCGUGUCCGACUCUGUGCGACCCCAUGGACAGCAGCCCACCAGGCUCCUCUGUCCACAGGAUUCUCUAGGCAAGAGUAUGUCCACAUUAGACCUGUACAAUAGAAUUCCAGGAAACUACCUGCAAAAAAUUUUAGCCCAUCUGUUUUGGGGUUUUUUUCCCUCCAAUAAAUUUUCUUCAGCUGAAAAAAAUCAAGCAAACAAAAAUAGCUCCCAUAAACCAAAAACAAAAAAACCUGAGAAGGGUCUGCCAAAGGGAA